This is a messenger RNA of Sphaeroforma arctica JP610, 291 nucleotides long. RefSeq lists its product as hypothetical. The transcript has 3 exons. The annotation marks the transcript as partial. Lineage: Eukaryota; Ichthyosporea; Ichthyophonida. The record is from RefSeq and is a predicted model, not a curated record.
AUGCAUCACAAGAAAGCAAAUGCCUAUGGCGAAGCGAUUGCCCCAAAACUGUCUCAGGAAAAGGUGAAGCUAGAGAACAAAAAUUACAUAUCAGUCAGCGUUAAACAGCUGGCGUUCACGUGGUCCUAUUUUGGACAACAGACGACCCACAAAACAGUCGACGAUCUGAGUAUACCGGCACGAUCCUUUAUAGAGUUAUCAGUGACUCUAGAUAUCACCGAAACCCUCUCGUCGCGAUUCAAAGAUAGGGUAAUGAACAACUGCAAGUCUGAUCCCUUAGAAGUAUCACAG